AUGAACGGAAGUGGUCUGGUAACCCAGGAGGUGCUUGAGGAUGAAGCAAAGGAAGGAACUUUUAUUUCUGGUGCAAAUGAAUCAGCUGGAACUAACAGGAGUAGCACCAGCACCAGCACCAGCACCAAAUUUGAAGAAGCAUACGAUUCAUUUCUCACCAAGAUACGAAGGUAUUUGUUAGACUCCUCGCCAGAAGUUAUAUCUUCAGCAGUAGAGAUUCUAUUAGACAUUUUCGGAUCCAAUAUCAAUGUCCAGACAAAGAGGAAAGAAAUCAAUCAAUUGUUGAAAAUUCAAAUUGGUGAUGAUGAGUUGAGUCAAUUGAUUAAUUUGGCUAAUUUGUAUAAUGGGUAUUUGAAAAGACACAAGACGGGUACAGAAGGAAAGGGAGAAGCGGACGAGGCUAUUGUUGUUGAUGUUGAUGUUGAGAUGGAGGAGGAAGAGGAAACCGAAGGCGAGUUUUUGCGUGAGAUUGUUGAGUCUGAAGAGGAGGAGGAAGAGGAGGAGGAGGAGGAGGAGGAGGAGGAGGAGGAGGAGGAAAUAGAGGAUGGAAAAGUUCAACAAGAGGCGACAUAUUCAUGGGAUACGUUUUUAGCAAAUGUGCCGAGUGAUGUGGAUACCAAAUCAGUAUUUGAAAUUUUAAAAGACCCGGCUUUAAAUGACCGUUUGGUUUCUCAAAGACUAGAUGGUUUAUUAAACCUGGAUAUAUUGAAGAAAAUUGUCAAGAAUCGAUGGGAAAUUGUAUUUGGCCAAAAAAUAAACACCGAACCCAAGCAUUUACUCAUAAAGGAGAUGAUUCAAUUGCGAUUAUACGCUUUGAUCAAUAAGCUUAUAUUCAAUGAUGACCGGGAAAAAGAGCAUAUUAUCAAAAAGCUACAAAAGAAGAGAUUUUACGAAGAAAAAGCAGAUGAUUUGAAAAUAACUUUACCCAAGGGCACUUUUCAGGAAAAGUUGCCCAAUUAUGAUAUCAUUACGGUGCCUCCUAGUACUCUAUCAGAUCAGGUUGAAGACGAACUAUUGCCCACUUCAACACUACCGCCGUGGGCUCGCGAAGCAUUCCCUACUAACGAAACAACAACAUUUAAUCGAAUACAAUCCAAGAUAUACCCCAUGGCAUUUGAAAGUGACGAAAAUUUGUUAGUUUGCGCACCUACUGGUGCAGGUAAGACAAAUGUGGCCAUGCUCACAAUGUUGAGAAUCAUAGAUAACCACAGAUCCAAGAAUGGACAUAUCAGUAAGGACCAAUUUAAAAUUGUUUAUAUUGCACCUUUGAAAGCACUAGUGCAGGAACAAAUGCGAGAAUUCCAAAGACGACUAACACCGGUUUUUGGGUUGAUUGUCAAUGAACUAACUGGUGACUCUACGUUAUCUCAGCAACAAAUCGCUGAAACCAAUGUAAUUAUCACAACCCCGGAAAAAUGGGACAUUAUAACAAGGAAAAAUUACGCAUAUUCUAAAUUGAUAAAGUUGAUGAUUAUUGAUGAGAUUCAUUUGUUGCAUGACCAAAGGGGACCGGUGUUGGAAUCUAUUGUUGCAAGAAUUACCAAGGACGAGGAGAGUGAUGUGAGGAUUGUUGGAUUAUCAGCAACAUUACCUAAUUAUCAAGAUGUUGCCAAGUUCACCAAUGUCAGUAAGGAGGGAGUGUUUUAUUUUGACCAAUCAUAUAGGCCAUGCCCUUUGGAACAAAAGUUUAUUACAAUAAAGGAACAAAAAGCAAUGAAGAAGAGGAUCGCUAUAAAUGAAGCUUGUUUUGAUCAAACUCUUAAAUGCUUAAAACAAGAUCAACAGUUGAUUAUUUUUGUUCAUCUGAGGAACGAAACUGUUAAUACUGCCGAGUAUUUAAUUGAACGGUUACAAAAAGAUCUGGAUUUAGAAAUUGUUACUGAUGAAAGUACAGGGGAAAUCCUUUCUCAAGAAUCUGAAAAGAUUUCAAACGUAAAGCUACAAAAAGUUCUUGUAUCUGGGAUUGGUGUACACCAUGCUGGGUUGAACAAAGUCGAUAGAACAACUGUUGAAGAUUUGUUUGCUCAAAAACACCUCAAGGUUCUUGUAUCUACAGCAACAUUAGCUUGGGGAGUAAAUUUGCCAGCCCACACAGUAAUCAUCAAGGGAACCGAAGUAUACUCUCCAGAAUCGGGAUCGUGGAUCCAGCUAUCGCCACAGGAUGUUUUCCAAAUGUUGGGAAGAGCAGGUCGUCCUCGGUACGAUAAGAAUGGUGAAGGUAUAAUCAUCACCACUCAGGAUGAAGUACAGUAUUAUCUUGCUAUUUUGAACCAACAGUAUCCCAUUGAAUCUCAGUUAUUGACAAAAUUGAUUGAUAAUUUGAAUGCCGAAAUUGUGCUGGGAUCGGUGACUUCUUUGGAAGCAGGAAUUGAUUGGUUGGGUCAUACAUAUUUAUAUAUUCGUAUGUUGCAAUUACCAUCGCUAUACUUGGACUAUACACCCGUGACUAAUAAUAACAAUAGUGACCCAACGAUGUAUUUCAAAAGAGCAGAAUUCAUCAAUGCUGCGUUUUGUGUGCUCAAAGAGAACAAAUUGAUUGAGUAUGAAAAUGGGCAAGUGAAAGCUACUGAACUUGGCCGUAUUGCAUCGUAUCAUUAUAUCAGUUACCAUACAAUUAGCCAGUAUAACAGAUUACUCAAGCCUUGGCAUAGAGAAGGUGAUGUGAUUCGAAUUUUCACUCUUUCGGAUGAAUUUGAGCUUGUGCCAGUUCGUCGAGAGGAAAAACUAGAAAUUAAUAAAUUGAUGGAGCAAUGCCCCAUCCCAAUCAAGGAAUCUCCAGUUGAACCAUCGGCCAAGAUCAACAUUCUUUUACAAACAUAUGUUUCAAGAUUGAAUUUAGACGGGUAUGCCUUAAUUGCAGAUAUGAUAUAUAUCAAACAAUCCGCAGAUAGAUUGCUACAUGCAUUGUAUGAGUUGGCAGUUUUGAAAAAAUGGUCAUCUUUGGCAAAAUAUGUGUUGGAAUUGGCAAAAAUGGUCAAGAAUAGAAUGUGGAUAAGUGAUUCGCCAUUGAGACAAUUUGGAUCACAUAUACCGAGACUGAUUGUGAAAUCAUCCGAAUCCUCUCAUUUACCAUGGCUGCAAUAUUUCCAUUUGACAAAAGAGGAGCUUGCAGAAGUUUUAAACUUGAGAGGGAGCGAUGCUACAACUGCAGUCAAUUUUAUCAAUUCGUUUCCAAAAAUCGAAAUCAUUGACUAUACUGUGCAAAGUAUUUCGCAAGAAUUUAUGAGAAUCAGAGUUGAGAUCAAACCUACCUGGAAUUGGAUAUACGAUGUACAUGGUAAACAAGAGACAUUUGAAGUUAUCUUGGAGGAUUGUAAUGGUUUACGAAUUUUGCAAUACCAACAGUUAUUUGUGAGACAACAGCAACUUGAUGAAGCGCAUCUUUUGGAAUUUUAUGUUGAGAUACCGAACCCUAUAACACCUAAUUAUCUAUUAUCAUUCAUUAAUACCAAAUGGGUCAAUUGUACAUGGAAAGCGGCAAUUAUUACAGACUUGAUAAAGACCAAGGAUAAAUCGUACUUUACUGCAAAAAGUGAAUCCAAAGUGGAGGAUGCAAGUUGGAAAAAGACGAUGAUGCUGAUGCUGAUGCUGGUACCAACACUGUUCAGUACCGAAGUUUUCGAUACCAUUUGCGAUGAUGAAGAACCAAGCUGUUUUAUUGGUAUAAAUAAGGGCGACGAAAAGACGUACUGUCCUGAUUUGGCAAUAUUUCAUCAUUUCAAGAAACUGAAUGGCAGGAUAAUAUACAUCAAUCCAGAUACUUCAAUUAUUGAUACAAAUUUCAAACGAUGGUCCAAAUUGGAAAAGGGAGUUGCCAAAUUAACUGAGGAUUUAAAAACAGAUGUUAAGAGCUUCAAUAAGAGCAACAUCAUUUUAGGCACACCUGACCAAGUUUACACUUUGGUCAAGCGUUGGAAAACACUAAAAUCAGUAAAAUCAGUGGGACUUCUUAUACUAGAUGACCUCCACAUGAUUGAAUCUAACGCAAUGUAUGAAUUUAAUUUAAUUAGAAUUAGACUAUUGCAAGCGCAAUAUGGCAACGAGCUAAAGCUUCGAAUAGUUGGUAUUUCGUACCCAAUGUUGGAUGUCCGUGAUAUGUGUGCUUGGCUUAGUAUUGGUAAACUGAGCAUUGUUAAUUUCCCUGCUUCAAUUCGUGAACACAAUAUUGAGGACAUCAAUUUAACUAUUGACGAUAACGAUUUCUUGAAAUCUGUUGAUGGCUUUAUAAAGAAAGGGAAAACUGUGCUCAUAUUUGUUGAUUCUAAUACUGAGGCUAUCAAGUUGGCCGAAUCAUUGCAUGUUAAUGAAAGUAGCAGUGGCAUUAUGAAUGAGCAAAAACAUUUUGAUAAAAUCAAAAGCUCUCUUUUGAAGAACUUUCUUAAAGGUGGAAUUGGUUUUUAUUUAAAUGAGUUUGAUAACCUUGAUAAGUUGAUUGUUGAGAGGCUUUUUAGUCUGCGAGCUGUUUCUCUUUUAAUUUCAACAUGGGAUUCAGAUAUUCAACAAAAAGCAAAUGCAGAUGUGGUAAUGAUUGAUGGUACCCAGUUCUAUGACGAGUAUGAACAUAGAAAAGUUGAUUACAGUUUAACAUCUAUAUACAACAUGGUUGGAUGUUGUCAAGACAUGGCAAAUCAAGGAAAAGUGUUUAUUAGGACUUCAGCAGACACCAUAAACUACUACUCUACAUUUAUGAACACCGGGUUGAUGGUGGAAAGUCAACUACGCCAAACAAUGCAUGAAUUUUUUAUUUCCGGGAUUGUUGAUGGCUUACUAAGACAACGAGAAGAAUUUGUUGAUAUACUAACCCAUUCAUUUUUUUAUCAGCGGUUAUUGAGCAAUCCAAGCUAUUACCAUUGUAAAGAUGUAACAUCCAAUGGUAUUUCUGAAUAUUUGUCCAUCAUGAUUGAGGAUGUAAUCGAUGGUUUGAUCAAAAACGAAUUUGUAGAAGAACUUGGAGAAGAUGAGGAUGGCUUAGAGUUGAAUCCCUUGAACAAAGCACUUAUUGCAUCUCAUUACAAUUUAUCUUAUGAAACAUUGAACUCUUUGAGUUCUUUAACUAUAAAGAGUAAAUUAAGAGAUAUCUUGAAUGCAUUGGCAAAUGCUGUGGAAUUUGAAAGUAUCUCAAUACGUAAGGGCGAAGAAAGAAUAUUGGUGGAUAUAUCGGGAAAGGUGCCAAUGAAAGCGGGGGGGUCUCAUUAUCAUGUGACACCUUUUUACAAAACGUUCAUACUCAUUCAAGCAUAUGUUUCACGAAUCAAAUUACCGUUAACGCUUCAGCAGGAUCUUCAACGUAUUUUGACAAUAAUGCCGAAAUUGUUGAAUGCUUGUAUUGAUACGUUAGCAGGAGAUGGCCACCUAAAUGCCAUGUUGGUUAUGGAUUUAUCUCAAAUGAUAACUCAAUGUACAUGGUCAUUUGAAAAUCAUCUUAAGCAGAUUCCUCAUUUCGACAAUGAGGCGAUAUUAAAACGGUGCAAGGAACAUGAUGUUACUAGUGUUUAUGAUUUAAUGAGUCUUGAGGAUGACGAGCGCGAUGCAGUUUUACAAAUGGACGAUGAAAAUGAUGAAGAGAAAUUGAAUGAUGUUGCAUCCUUUGUGAACCUGUAUCCUAAUGUUAAACUCACUUAUACCUUGACCAAUGAUCGGGUAGUGGCGAAUGAGGCUAUAACGAUAAGAGUUGUAUUGGAAAGAGACGAAGAAAUGGAAUCGUUACAAGUGGUAUCGCCAUUACCUUUUCCACAAUUUGAAAGUUGGUGGAUUUUAGUUGGACAAUUUUCAACUAAACAACUAUAUGCGAUAAAAAAGUGUCAAAUCAAUAAAGUGGAGCAAUCUUUUGAUAUUGAGUUCAGCUUGCCUCUACAGGGAGUGUGUGAUUUGACGUGUUGGGCCGUUUGUGGAUCAUACCUUGACGCCGAUAAAGAGGCCAGUUUCCAAAUAACCGUUGACUAA
Molecule: messenger RNA, 5943 nt
Organism: Lodderomyces oxycetoniae
Lineage: Eukaryota; Fungi; Ascomycota; Pichiomycetes; Serinales; Debaryomycetaceae
Product: ATP-dependent RNA helicase
Exons: 1
Coding region: 1-5943 (1980 amino acids)
Molecular function (GO): ATP binding; nucleic acid binding
Source: RefSeq, a predicted model, not a curated record